AUGGACGGUGACAAGUUCAACGGCGAGGCGUUCAAGGUCAGAGAAGCCAUGGACAAUAGGAAGCAAGGUAAAGAGAAGUCGAACGGGACUGGCGGCGAGCGCAGCACGGGCAACAAGCCUGGCAAAGGAAAAGGGAAGAAUAAAGGCAAGGGCAAAGGCAAGGGCAAAGAGAAAGGAAAAGGCAAGGGCAAAGAUAAAGGAAAAGGCAAAGACAAGGGCAAAGAGAAAGGAAAAGGCAAGGGCAAAGACAAGGGCAAAGACAAGGGCAAAGGCAAAGGAAAGAGCGGGGGCCAGGCUGGCAAAGGCAAAGUGAAGAAGCCAGCGGCGAAUGGAGAAGUCGACCUGCCUUCGAUCGACCUGCGACCCUUCGAUGCUUUCCACGUCUUUUUGGCGAUCCCGCGGCUGAGGAAGGGCAAGACGUGA
Effrenium voratum is the source of this 423-nucleotide messenger RNA. Lineage: Eukaryota; Dinophyceae; Suessiales; Symbiodiniaceae. The record is from the annotation of a GenBank genome assembly.